Brassica oleracea var. oleracea is the source of this 852-nucleotide messenger RNA. RefSeq lists its product as uncharacterized. The transcript has a single exon. Lineage: Eukaryota; Viridiplantae; Streptophyta; Magnoliopsida; Brassicales; Brassicaceae. Bases 1 to 852 code for a protein of 283 amino acids. The record is from RefSeq and is a predicted model, not a curated record.
AUGUCGGUAUCCACUUGGCCCGACUUCUCCCAUCUCUCGAUAUCCACACCAGAGCUAGUCAACGUCUUGAGGCAGAUGGACCAACAGGUCAAGUGGGCUCAAAAGAUGAAGGCACCUGACUCGUUCCGGAACCCUGGCCUCUGGUGUGACUUCCAUCGCAACCACGGUCACAAAACUGAAGACUGCGUCGCUCUAAGGAUCGAGGUCAAUGAACUACUCCAAAAGGGGCAUCUCCGAGAAUUCCUCUCAGAAAAGGGCAAGAACCAUCUAAAUAAAGAGGUCCGGGCGAAAUCCGCUGGAGUUAUACUCACCUCACCACCUCGCCAGGACCGAGUGAUCCAUGUCAUAUCCGGAGGUUCAGAGAUAAGCGGCGUUAGUCAUGCAUCUGCCAAGAAAAGCACCCGCAACACCAACCACGGCCUGGAGACGACCACACCAAAGCGCUUGCUCCUAGGUACCGACGAAAUAAGCUUCACGUCUAAGGAGCAGGAGAAGAUCCUGGCUCCCCACCACGAUGCCCUGGUCAUCUCGCUCACCGUAGCAAACUGCUUGGUAAAAAGAAUACUAGUGGACAAUGGUAGCUCCAGCAACAUCAUCUUCGAGACUGCUUACCAGGACCUAGGGCUGGAGGAGAGCGCCCUGACGCGUAAGUUCCUGGUCGUCGACAGUCAAUCAGCAUACAACAUUAUCCUAGGAAGACCCUGGAUUCACGACAUGGGAGCAGUCCCUUCAACCCUUCAUCAAAUGGUGAAAUUCCCUACACCCUGGGGCAUCAGAAUAAUCAAAGGAGAUCAAGAGAAUUCUCGAUCCUGCUACCAGACCACCUUAAAGGGAAAGACCAAGGUCUUAUAG